AUGGGAGCUGAAGCUAUUAUCAAAAAUAUGAUUUUUGGGAUUACGGUAGGUUCGAAAUCGUGUUGAGACCCAAAGUACAGUAAUCGGUAGAUCAAGAGCUUCGUUUUGAGACCAAACACGCCUGGGGUUACUGUAGAUAAUUACAAAAAUUCUAAUUUUCGCGCCAAAACAGAGUAUAUCAAAAUUCCGGGAAUGUCCUUUUAAAUCCAGCUACAGUAUCCCAUGUUCAUUUAGAAUACUGUAGAUUGCUGCGAGACCCCGAGAAGAUCACCAAACAAGCCUUCGAGCGCGCUAGCGCGAGUGUAGAUCAAAAUUCCGCGUGAGCGGCUCGAGCGGAGCGAGUGUGUGUCGCUUUAAACUCUGAAAAAUCGUGGCGGGACCCAAAGUACUGUAUCCGGUAGAUCAAGAGCUUCAUUUUGAUACCAAAUGUCCCUUUAAAUACAUCUACAGUACACCAUGUUCCUUCAAAGUACUGUAGAUCGUUGCGAGACCCAGAGAGGAUCAUUUUAAGUCGAGCGGCUCGAGCGGAGCGAGUGUGUGUCCCUUUAAAUCUAGCUGGAUCGCUGCGGGACUCAAAAUACAGUAACCUCUAGAUCAAGAGCUUCAUUUUGAAACCAAAUAAGCCUAUGUCCCUUUAAAGGCACCUACAGUACCCCCAAAUUUUUUUUGCAGAUCGCAAAUGUGGCAGUAUUUCUAGAAACCAUGACACCAAUUCCCAAAAUCAAGCCAUUUGAUCUAUUUGGCCUUUAUGGAACUGCAAUCGGUUUCACGGCAUUUUCCACAAUUAUCUGGUGUAUUGUUGCGGUAAUCGCUUGCGUCUCGCGAUUUUCGCAAAAAGUUUCCGCGUUGAUCAAAAUUAUAUUCGUGGCGGUCGCCGCCGCGUCACUUUUCAUCGCCGACAUUUUGUUUUUGAGCUAUGCGCUGUCUGCUGAAACUACGCUGAAAUUUGGACCGCUCAGGGUUAAUUUGUAUGCUAUUGUGGUGAGUUUUGAAGAGAAAUUUGAAAAAUUUGACAGCAAACACGCUAUAGAAACUAAAAAAAACAUUUUUCCCGCCAAAAAUAAAAUCCCGGCGGGAAAAUCAAAAAUUCAAAUUUUUCCAGACCGCUCUCGGCAUACUUUUUCUUUAUUCAAUGCUAGUUAUCGGAUUGUUGUUCAUCAAAAGAAAAGAUAAAUCUGAAGAUGAUGAAUAA
This is a messenger RNA of Caenorhabditis angaria, 1192 nucleotides long. Lineage: Eukaryota; Metazoa; Nematoda; Chromadorea; Rhabditida; Rhabditidae. The record is from the annotation of a GenBank genome assembly.